Astrephomene gubernaculifera is the source of this 3235-nucleotide messenger RNA. Lineage: Eukaryota; Viridiplantae; Chlorophyta; Chlorophyceae; Chlamydomonadales; Astrephomenaceae. The record is from the annotation of a GenBank genome assembly.
AUCCUGCAUACUAUACGUGAUCAUCUAUAUCGGCCGGGUGAUACAGCCCUCCGCGCUUACUUUGGACAGUUGCUCGGCAGAAAGGAUUCCUACGCGCUUGGGGGGACACCUUAUGACGUUUGAAUACAUCCCUUAGAGAUUAGGUAUGGGUCACGCGACGUUGUUGCUGGCCCUAGCGGCACUUCUGGGCACCUGGGAUGUGGCAUUCGCGACUUUCAGCCUCCAGGAGGCAGGAGUACGCGUCGUGAUCCCGUCAGAUCCCAACCGUCCCGCUAUGAGAAUGACGAUGGCGGACUUCGGCAGGCCUCGAUAUGGUGGAAAGCUCAUAGGCAACCUCAUCUACCCAUCUUCACAGCCUCUUGGGAACCAGCCGACCUACCAAUGCCUGCCUGAGGACUGCCAAUAUGGCUGUACAAGCUUCAACUUCAGCAAGCCCCGCCUCCACAUCCAACGCCAGCCCGGCGUCUACAACAUCAUGCUGCUCGACCGCGGUCCGCGCGGUGAGGGCCACGAGUCCUGCUACUUCUUGGAUAAGGUGUUCAAUGCGCAGGAGGCGGGAGCAGAUGCGGUCCUCAUCGCCAACGACGAGCCCGGCGAGCUGUCCACCGCGGUGGCGCCCGAGGACGACCCCAUCACGGAUAGGGAGCUGUCCUCGCUCUCCAUCUCCGCUGCCAUGAUCAGCCUGGAGGACGGGCGGGUGCUGAAGGCGCUGCUGGGGGCGGCUGCUGCGGCUGCCGCGGGGGGGGGAGGUGUUGGAGGCGGUGUCACGCUGCUUCUGAACUGGACGGCAGCACUGCCACAACAAGGGGCGGUGUCUUGGGAGUUCUGGUCGGACACCAACUUCGACUGCGGUUUCAGCUGCACCGAGCAACGCGCCUUCCUGAAGGACAUGGCCAAAUGGGCCAAGCAGCUCCAGACCUCCUACCCGGUGUCCUUCGCCCCCCACUACCUGCUUUGGAGCUGUCCGGCGGGCUCGGAGAACACCACAGAGUGCAAGUCCGAGUGUAUCGCGGGUGGGCGGUACUGCAUCCCCGACCCGGAUGGCAACUACCAGGAGGGCUACUCGGGGCGGGAUGUGCUGAUGAUGAACGUCCGCUCGCUGUGCUUCUACAAGCAAGUCUCCUCCUCCGCCUCCACCUCCCCAGCAGCAGCUAGUGCCGUGUGGUGGGACUACAUCAGUCGCUUCGCCGCCGCCUGCUUGCAGUCGCAGAAGAGCUACGACGCGGCAUGCGCAACAAAGGUUGUAUCCGGACUGGUGUCGGAGGGUCUGCUGGCGGCGGGCCAGUGGGACAUGGCGGCGUGGGAGCAGUGCUCGCAGCAGGUGGCGGGGGAGGCAGCAGCGGCCGGCAGCACCGCCAGUGUACCCAUACUGGAGGAGGAGCUGGCAGCUCAGCGGGGCAACAACGACACCGGCGUCAACGCCGUCACCAUACUGCCAACGAUCCGUAUCAACGGCGGCCAGUACCGCGGCUCCCUCAACGCCUCCUACGUCCUCCGCGCCCUGUGUGCCGGCUUCCCCGCCGGGCAGGAGCCGCAGCUGUGCAACGGAGCGACCGUGAGCGAGGACGAGUGCGCGGAGGGAGGCGAGGGGUACAGGGCGUGCAUGGCAGGCUCCCUGGGUAACAAGACGCGGUGUGUGAACACCUUCCAGGGCUGGAGCUGCGAGUGCCGGCAGGGCAUGGUGAAGGCCACCAACCCCCUGACGGGCGAGGAGAGCUGUGAGGACGUGAACGAGUGUACGGCAAGCCUGAUGCCUGCCAUGAUGUACGACUGCAACUGCCCCCGCUGCGCAUGCAUCAACACGCUGGGGGGCUUCAGGUGUUCCGGCUGGCUGAACAACGUGUGCAACGAGGCGGGCGGGUGGGGCGGCUGCUGGCACACCACCCUGGAGUCGGGGGAGACCUUCCAUGCCUGCCAGGACAACGUGCACGAGUACAUCCAGCAGGCUGCCCGGGGGCGGUUGGACAACGACACGAAGUGGUACACUUGCGAGUGCCCCCCCUGCUUCCGCCGCUCCGCCAGCUCACCCCCGGGGGGCAGCCAGCUGGUGUGUGAGCCCGCCUGCGCCGACAUGGCCGCAUGCGACCGGGCAACUGGGUUCUGCAGGUCCUCUGGCAGCAGCAGCGGAGCGGGAGGAGGAGGAGGAGCUAACACCAACAGCAACAGCGGCGGCAGUGCUGACGGCUCUAAACGCGGCGGGGUGAGUGUCGGCUUCCUGCUGCUGGUCGCCGUCGCCUCCGCCGGGCUGACGGGCGCAGUGGUGCUGGCGGCUCAGCGGCUGGUGGUGCGGCAGCGCAUGGGCGAGGAGAUACGAGACAUCAUGGCGCAGUACAUGCCGCUGCAGACGGAGCAUAACCAGCGGCUGCUUCCCCGCCCCCACGGGGGAGCCGGAGGGGCAGCACCGGGUGGCUUCAGUGGCAUCCGCCCGGACGAGGACUCCGACGAGGACAACGGCACCUCCGGCGUUGGCGCCUACGGAUGGCCUGCCGCUGCCACCAGCAAGCCUGCUGCGGUGGCGGCGGCACCACCGCUACCGCUGCCCGCUGCAGCACCUGCCUCUAUCGGUCUAGGACCGCUGUCAUCGUCGUCGUCUUCCGGGCCGUCUUUGGCAGGGGCGGCGGCGGCGUCAGGGGGACAGCGUGCUGUGGUAUGGGGACCUCCGCCUGCUUCUGCUUCACUCUUGGCGGAUGGCGGUGCUAAGCCGGCGGCAGGCAGUAGCAGCGCAGGAGGCAAGGCGGCGAACGCAACGCAGGCGGGUGCAGCAGCAGCAGCGACGUCGCGUCCCGCUGUGGAUGUGUUCACGAUUGGAGGGCCCGAGGAGGAGGCGGGCGACCCGCUGCAGGCGUCACAACAGCAGCAGCAGCAACAACAAAGGUCCGGGGGGGCUGGUGGUGGUGGUGGGGAUCCACUACUGGGGCUUUGAGGUAGGGGCUGGGAAGGAUGAAACCCGAGUGCAGAUGUGGGGGGGGGGGGGCAAAGUGUACACGAGUGGGCCUACCUUGAAGUACGGCAGCGGGCGUCCCAAUGUAAGGUUGCUGUUGUGCAGGGCAGCUAUAGACGAUGAUGUGUGAGGGAUGAAUGGUGUGGGAUGUUCAUACGCCUUCAUGCGCUUGAAGGCAGUUAGCGCGGGGCGAGCCAUCCCUCGCGCGAUGCAUGUGCGCCAUGAUCAUGUCAGCAGGGAACUAGCGGAUGUUGCUGUAGGGAGCAUGUGAGCAGGGACGAACAGGGUGGCGAG